AUGGGUGACUGGAACCUGCUGGGCAGCAUCCUAGAAGAGGUCCACAUUCAUUCCACCAUCGUAGGAAAGAUCUGGCUCACCAUACUCUUCAUCUUCCGUAUGUUGAUACUGGGAGCUGCCGCUGAGGACGUAUGGGACGAUGAGCAGUCUGAGUUUGUCUGCAACACUGACCAGCCGGGCUGUAAAACUGUCUGUUACGAUCGUGCCUUUCCCAUCUCCCUCAUUCGAUUCUGGGUCCUUCAAGUCAUCUUUGUUUCUGCCCCCUCACUGGUCUACAUGGGCCAUGCCCUUUACUGCAUCCAAACACUCGAGAAGGAGCGUCACCGGAAACGAGCCCAGCUGAAAGAGGAGUUGGAGGAUGCUGGGAAGGCAGCGGAAGAACACAAGCGCCUGGAGAAGGAGCUGAAAAAGCUAGAUGAACAGAAGAAGGUGAAGAAGGCUCCUCUCAGGGGCUCUCUGUUGAGAACCUACAUCAUCCAUAUCCUUACACGCUCUGUGGUGGAGGUGGCCUUUAUUCUGGGCCAAUUUGUGCUCUAUGGAGUCCACCUGGAGCCACUCUAUAAGUGUGAGAGGCUCCCUUGCCCCAACAGCGUGGACUGUUACAUCUCCAGGCCUACAGAGAAGACCAUCUUCAUGAUCUUCAUGAUUGUCAUUGCUGGUGUGUCACUUUUCCUCAACAUCCUGGAAAUAUCCCACCUGGGCUUCAAGAGAAUCAAACAGACUCUUUAUGGAGAGAAAUACACAGAGGACGACAGUUUGAUUUUCAGAAACAGAAGGAAGACGUCCUUCCCGCAGCUCUGUGUGAUGAGUAAUGUAUCACCUCAUAAUGGGCCUUUGACUCAGACCUUUAAAGUCAUCCCGGAGGCAAACAUAAAGCCUCCUUUUUUGAACACUGGGCUCAAAGCCGGUCAGGAGUCACAGGGACAGUACAGCUUAGCUAAUCCUGAACAGUCCAGCAUCAUCUGUCCCCAACCACGAUUGAGUACAGCAUCAAGACAGAGCUGCAGCAUUCAAGACCCCCCAACUCAAGAACAACCAGAACCAGAGGGCCACACAUCCACAGUGGAUGAGCAACCAGGCCGGUCCUCUGCAGGGUCGAACGAGGAGGGAAUUACAACAGUCAAUGACUAUGAAUCUGAUGAAGACGAACAACUCGAACCAUGCAAUAUUGAAGAACUGCUUGCCAACAUUAGGCACAGUAUCAGCGAACAGUACGAGGACGAGCGAAGAGACUCAAUAGCAAGUGGGGUUCUAUUCCCCAACCCCCGAAAAACCAGCUUUAUGAUGAGACCACCAUCUGAGAGUUUGUCCUCCACGACGGGCUCUGCCAGCCCUUCCGUAAAUGCCUCAGAGGACUCAGACGAACUGGGCUCUCUGCAGGGAGACGCGCCCAAUGCUGCCGCUGGGGGACGGAGAAUGUCAAUGAGCAUGUUCCUGGAUAUCUCCUCUAUCAUGAAGAAGUGA
Molecule: messenger RNA, 1464 nt
Organism: Cheilinus undulatus (humphead wrasse)
Lineage: Eukaryota; Metazoa; Chordata; Actinopteri; Labriformes; Labridae
Product: gap junction alpha-10 protein-like
Exons: 2
Coding region: 1-1464 (487 amino acids)
Biological process (GO): cell communication
Cellular component (GO): connexin complex
Source: RefSeq, a predicted model, not a curated record